Molecule: messenger RNA, 4414 nt
Organism: Euleptes europaea (tarantolino)
Lineage: Eukaryota; Metazoa; Chordata; Lepidosauria; Squamata; Sphaerodactylidae
Gene: CARMIL2
Product: capping protein regulator and myosin 1 linker 2
Exons: 40
Coding region: 1-4389 (1462 amino acids)
Biological process (GO): cell migration; regulation of Arp2/3 complex-mediated actin nucleation
Cellular component (GO): lamellipodium; plasma membrane
Source: RefSeq, a predicted model, not a curated record
AUGGCGCCCAAGUGUCCACCGAGUGUUUUUGGAAAGCGGGUGGAGCCAGACAGCAUCACCAACUUCCUGGGGACCCAGGAGGUUCUUCUGCUGACUGCUCAAUUCCAUGUCAAAUCCAAAGUGGAAGAUAUUGUCCUGGUUUUGUUGCCCUGGCGAGCUCUUGUGCUGCCAGCGAAGCUACCCAUCAAGGUGCAAGCAAGCUUCAGCUACUUGGCAGUUCAACUUAUCAAAAUGGGAGAAGCUGGCCAGGUUGUCAUAGAAACAGAUACGACCUAUGAAUUUGAGUUCCUGUCACUGGACGACUUGGAGUACGUGGUCAUUCAUAUGGUAGAGUUCCUUAAGAAGAUGUUUCCAGAUUCAUCUCCUUGGAAACUACUCCAGAAUGCCUCCUCCAGCUUGCUGGACAGAAUACAAAAGAUAAGCAAUUACUUGGAAGAAGUGCUACAGGAAAACCAAGGGCCAUGUGGUGGAUUCUCUGAGAUGUACGCCGUGCUGUGUGACUACAGCGGCCUUCCUUUGCGAGAGGAGAUCCAGUGGGAUGUGGAUAAUGUCUAUCACAAGCAGGGAUGCAAAGAGUUCAACCUACUGGAUUUCGGAUACCUGGACAGCCAGGAUGUAGCUCUCGGUGUGGCCGCCCUGUCUUGUAACCGGUGGUUCACAAGGUUGUACUGCAAAGAUGUCAAGCUGAAUCAAGAUAUUCUGGACCAAAUCCUUUAUGCACUCAGCACAUCUGUGACUUUGGAAGAACUGGUGUUAGAAAACUGUGCCUUGAAGGUGGAGUUUGCACAGCGGAUGGCCCAGGUACUGGCCAAUCACCCUGGCUCUGUCUUGAACACGAUUAAUCUUUCUGGAAACCUGCUGGAGGACCGAGGCAUCAUCACUUUGAGCCAGAACUCUGAGCGACUCUACAAGAGCCUCCAAAGCCUGAGCCUGGCUAGAACCUCUUUGACUUCGAAAGGAAUGGCUGUCCUUUGCCAGGCACUAGUCUCCAAUGGGCUAUUCAGAACCUCCCUGUGCCACCUGGACCUUUCUGGGAACCUGGGGAGCCUGGCUACUGAUGAUGCUUGCGGCUUGUAUUUUUUCCUGAGCCAGCCAAAUGCCUUGGCUCACCUUGACUUAUCUGGGACGGACUGCGCUUUGGAUCUGCUCUUCGGUGCUCUGGCAGGUGGAUGCUGCGGGAGCCUCGUCCAUCUGAACCUCUCCAAGAAUGUCUACUCGCACAAAAAGAACAGAGAGGCUCCUCCUGCGAUUGGCAAGUUCUUCAGGAAGGCCUCGGUCCUCCAACACGUUUCGUUGGCUGGGACCAAGCUACCCCCAGAAGCUUUGAGAGCCUUGCUGCAGGGCUUGGCGCGGAAUUCCCAGCUGAGCGGCCUGCACCUGGACCUCAGUGGCUGUGAGCUGAGAUCCGCCGGUGCCCAGGUGAUCCAAGACCUGCUGUUGGAUGCCAGCUCAAUUGGGGACUUGAAUUUGUCUGACAACGGCUUCGAUUCUGACAUGGUGACAUUGGUGUUGGCAAUCAGUCGAAGCAGAUCCAUCAGACACAUCGCUCUAGGAAAGAACUUUAAUAUCCGGUCCAGGGAAGCCCUGGAUGAUAUUUUGCACCGGAUUGUUCAACUUAUUCAGGAUGAAGACUGCUCUGUCAAAUCCCUGUCAGUGGCAGAAUCCCGCCUGAAAUUGGGAACCAGCAUUCUCCUGGAUAGCUUGGGAAGCAGCAGCAGCAACCUUGUGAUGCUGGACAUCAGUGGCAACGCCAUGGGAGACUUUGGUGCCAAGAUACUGGCGAAAGCCUUGUCAAUGAACACAACACUCAGGACUCUAAUUUGGGACAGGAACAACACGACAGUCUAUGGAUUCCUUGACGUGGCCCGUGCUUUGGAGAGGAAUUUCACCCUGAAAGUCAUGCCUUUGCCAGUGACUGAUGUGGCUCAGGCUUAUCGAAGCCAUCCAGAGAAAAUUGAGGAGGUUGUGCACAAGAUACAGUCACAUCUCGCAAGAAAUCAAAUGCAAGAAACCUUCCCCAAGGAGAAACUGGAGUUGCAGCCAGACAGCGUAGCUGGCUCUUCUGAACAGGUUGUGACGUGGGCAUGCCAGUCCGUGCAGCUGAGCAUUGAGAUGCUCAGCUCUGUCCAAGACGUGGAGAUUAAAGCUGACAUCCUCCGGGCAAAGGAAACCAUUGUGGAUGCACAUCUCGCCAUCAGCGCCCUUGUGCAAGCCAUGCUGGACACUGUGCAGAGUUUCUGCCCAAAGCUCCUGCAGAAAAGCAGCUUUCGGGACCACCUGAUCCGCAGCGUGCCCGAGAAAGUCCUCCUGGACCAGUUGCGGACACAAGUGGAAAGCAAACGAACGGGGAUCAAGCAGUCAGUCGCAGUCGCCGUGGCCAGAGGUAUCGUUGAAAAGACUUUGGAGGAGCUGUCAGACAUUCGGGACAAGCUGGCAAAGGACCUCCUGAAACAUGAUGAAGAAUUGCAGAUGGGCAACGCGGAAUGGUCCGCUUUGCUGGAGAGGCACGGAAGCCUACAGAAGGCUGCCGAGAAGGGCUUCCCAAGCAAGGAGGUUUGGAGCUUUCAGUCCUCGCACAAAAGGACAAUGACACGGAAACACGACUGCUAUCUGAGCCCCCUGCCAGCAUCCAACCUCAACAGUCUAUCGGAACUCGAUUUGAAGGUUGAGGCGGAAGAUAACAAGAUCGGGACUCCCCAGGCUGGGCUGUCACUCAGCUGUGCCUCCUCCGCCAAGUCACGCCCUGCCUCCACAAAGGAUGCUGAGGCUGGGAGCGGGCUGCCUCCUCGCGCAGAGCCUGCACCCGCACGAUCCCUUAUGGACCUGCCGACUGCGGGAGAGAAAUUGGAGCAUCACACCCGAGGCAGGCCCCGGCCCAACCGCAGGAACAGGCAGCCCCCGAGCAAGCCCAAUGUGCAGCCAGCAGUGCGUGAGAACGAUGAAGACCGAAGCAUCUCGAGGCUGGAUGAAGGCCUAGAUGACUUCUUCACAAAGACAGUGAUUCAUGAGCACUUACCCCCCGUGCUGUUGGAAGCCUCCCCGGCAUUGGCCGCACCGCCGUCUUCUGGCUCUCGGACCCUCAAAAAGAAAAUAGGACACUUCUUUGCCUUCAAGAAGCCCAAGUCGGGCCGGGCCACCAGACCAGAGAAGGAGCCCGAGGGUAGCCCUUCAGCCACACGGGGCAGGAGGCUGAUGCUAAGUGACAUUCUGAGGGCCCCCAGCAAAGCCAGUGAAUCCCCAAAAGGACUAAGCAAGUCUGAAGAAGGAGGGCUGGCCGGGGAUGGCAGAAGCCCCCUGGAGCAGAGCCAGACCCCUGACAGUUCUCGCAGAACCAGGACUAACUACUCCCGGGAGGGAAAGUCCCAAUCCCUGAUACUCCUGUCCGGGGAGGAUGAAGAGACACUCGGGGUGAGACAUGAGAAAAAGAGGCUGUUCGAGAGGAGUGAUGGCGAGCUGCCCAGUUCCUUCGAGCAGAGGGUCCACGUUAUGCUGCAUCGGAUUGGUGUCACCAAGGUGUUACCUUCCGAAGGGAAGAAGAAGCAGAACAAAGAUGGGGAAAUCAAGAAAGCAGGUUCUGAUGGGGACAUUGUGGACAGCUCAGCAGAGUCUCCUCCUUGCUCCUUGAAAUCACGGACACACUCCAUGUCCACAGGCAACCCCUCUGUGCGGUUGGGUCCUGCCGAUGCCACCAGAAGGACCGGAACGGAGCUGAGUGGUGGACCCGGUGAAGGGAGACUCUCCUGGAAGGCUCUUGGGAAGCAACUGAAUGCAGAGCUCAAAGGCAAAUGCUCAGAACUCAGCUCUUCCCCGAGAAGAGCUUUUGCCCUUCAGGAGCCAGCCAGCCCCAGAGAGCAGAAAGGCAGGGAGAGUUGGACCAGCAGUUUGCCCAGGAUCGGGAGAAGCACCGCGGGCGCUCCUCCCUUCAGAAGAACCAGCAAUGCCGAAGAAGGACGGGCUUUCUCCGAACUGCAGAAUUCAUAUGCUGACGUAAACAUGAUUGCGGGAGACAAUCAACUCAAACCCAAACCUCGUCUGAAGCCCGUGGCAAACCGGAGGGCCAUGUCUGUUCACGAAGAACAGCUCAGGGACCAAGCCAGUGCGGUAGAGCUGCACCAUACAAAACUUCCUCUUUGUCUGCAACGCUCCCCAAUCCUGAAAUGGAAGAUGAAGCCCAAGUCCCUGCUGGAACCUGAGACACCUGCAUCAUCUGACUCCCCAGGCACUCCACCCCAGGAAAGGACCGCGGCAACCACCGAGUCAAGGCCGAAAGAAGACACGGGCGACGAGUCGCAACCCGCUCUGGAACAGACUCUUGAGAAUGCACAGAACACAGCCCUAGACCAAAGAACUGCUGUGCCGCCCCCAAAGUCACCAACGCAGGAGCACUGAGUGGGUGGCGGUUGCUCCUGCAUGA